AUGCGGUUGACAAAACUUGAAUUGGGUAUUUUCGAUGGACUUUUUUCACUUAUAUCAUUAGAUUUGACUCAAAAUCAAUUAGAAACACUACCAGAAAAUAUUUUUAAAGACCUCCAUGGUCUUGAACACUUGGAUUUAGGAUUUAAUUUAUUAACUUCUAUUAAAGCUGAUACUUUACGACACCUGACGUCUCUUCAAACUUUAUCAUUAAAUGAUAAUAAAAUAAAUCGCAUUGAAAAUAAUUCUUUACCGACCGAAUCAAUCACUACUAUAAAUUUAAAAAAUAACGAGUUGACUUCUGAUAGCAUUGAUUUGUUCAAUGGAAUAGAAAAACUCGAAGUACUUGAUCUGAAUGCAAAUAAUAUUUCAAGAAUUCUAAAUAAUGCUUUUGAUCGUUUGAAAAAUUUACAAGUUCUUGAUCUUGGGAACAAUAACAUUACAGAAUUCGAAUCUCAUGCAUUGGCUGGAAUAUGGAAUAUCAACUUGACAUUACCUGAUGCUUAUUAUACCAACGAUGCUACUACGACAACAAUCGAUACUACCACUUUUGAUUAUACAACAACUGAAACGACAACAACAAUUGACACUACUACCAUGGGUGAAGAACAACAAACCACGUUUGCUUCGAGUUUAUAA
Molecule: messenger RNA, 636 nt
Organism: Aphidius gifuensis
Lineage: Eukaryota; Metazoa; Arthropoda; Insecta; Hymenoptera; Braconidae
Product: phospholipase A2 inhibitor beta-like
Exons: 2
Coding region: 1-636 (211 amino acids)
Molecular function (GO): protein binding
Source: RefSeq, a predicted model, not a curated record